AUGAACGAGCUGAAACAAGGCAUCGGAAUGCUCGAAUCGUCGCUGACUUCCGAGCCGCCGUUCUGCGACACUUUCGAGCGGAUUUCCAUCGACAACUUUCCGAUCUUUGCGCUUGGAAAGGAGAUUACGAAGCAAGAUGGUGAGCGUUUAGUUUAAACGUCUUUAGAAUCAUUUGAAAGUGCUUCAGGCUUGGAUGCCAUGCGAAAAUACGUCACUUCAAGGCUCUGGUUCACGUAUCGUCGUAAUUUCUCGCCAAUUGGUUAGUUUCUGUCUAGUGUCAGUCAAAAAUCAAUAAAUUCUGUCUCAGGAGGUGUCGGACCGACUUCUGAUCAAGGCUGGGGAUGUAUGCUGAGGUGUGCUCAGGUAAGCUAGGCCUUUGAACUCAAAUUCGUACAUAAACACACCAAUUUCGUUUUAGAUGUUGCUCGGAGAAGUUCUUCUGCGCCGUCACAUCGAGCGUCACUUCGAAUGGGACAUCGAGAAGACUUCGGAAGUUUACGAGCGCAUUCUGCAAAUGUUUUUCGAUGAGAAGGACGCGCUCUACUCGAUUCACCAAAUCGGUACGUGAAUCAAUCGGUUUUUCCCUGUAAAUUUCAAAAAAGACUUUUAGCGCAAAUGGGAGUCGCGGAAGGAAAAGAGGUUUCCGAGUGGUUCGGACCGAAUACCGCCGCUCAGGUCCUCAAGAAAUUGGCAAUUUUUGAUGAAUGGUCAAAUGUCGCCGUCCAUGUGGCACUGGAUAACAUUCUCGUGAAGGAGGACGCUCUGACGAUGGCUCACACGUAUCCGAGCGCCGACGCCGUCAAGCUGAUUAUGGGUUAGUUUGCUUUCCGAAAAAAGAUUGUGAAUUCUGAUUUCGGUGCUCCUUGAUAGUUUAUCAGCGCAAAACUUAUUAGUGCUGCUACACUCAAGAAAAACUCCAUUUACUUAAAAAAAGCCCUGAAAAUUUGAAAAAUUGCUCAAAAAUGCAUAGCUUCAGAAAACGGCCACGUCGAUAAGCCCCUCCAACAAGUUCAUCCGCCGUCUGAAGCCUCGGAAUGGCGUCCCCUCCUUCUGAUGCUUCCUCUCCGGCUCGGACUAACCAGCAUCAAUCCGUGCUAUCUGCCCGCCAUUCAAGAGUUCUUCAAGCUUCCGCAAUGCGUCGGAAUCAUCGGCGGACGACCGAAUCAUGCCCUGUACUUUGUCGGAAUCUCCGGCACGAAGCUCUUCUACCUGGACCCGCAUUACUGUCGUCCCAAGACGGAAUCGACGGCCAAAGUGUUCGGAGAACGGGAUCCGUCGCCAGAGAAAAAGGAAGCGAAAGAGAAAGAUAAGGGCACUGACGAGGAGUUCAGUAAACUCGAAGAGCUCGAGCCGCUUCCGUCUCAAACCGCCGACGUUUACACCAAAAUGGACGACUCCACCUACCACUGCCAAAUGCUUUUGUGGAUGGAGUACGAGAACGUGGAUCCCUCGCUGGCGUUGGCGCUAUUUUGUGAAACGCGCAACGAUUUCGACGAUUUGUGCGUGUCGCUGCGGGAGACAACUCUUCCGGCGUCCAACCCGCCAAUGUUCGAGUUUCUGGAGAAACGGCCAAAGUACCUGCCCAAGUUUGAACCGUACACGGGUGUCAGCCUGAAAAUCGAGAUGAAAGGUAGGCGAAUAUUUGAGUAAUAUUGAUGUGAACUCAAUGAAAACAUUCUAGAAUUCGAUGACAUCGGCGCGGCGAACUCAAAAAUCGACGAUGACUUUGAAGUGCUCGAUAUCCAGGACGACGACAAGGAAACUGGAGAAGAGCCUGAAACGAUUUGA
Messenger RNA from Caenorhabditis sp. 36 PRJEB53466, 1788 nucleotides. The record is from the annotation of a GenBank genome assembly. Lineage: Eukaryota; Metazoa; Nematoda; Chromadorea; Rhabditida; Rhabditidae.